Centruroides sculpturatus (bark scorpion) is the source of this 957-nucleotide messenger RNA. RefSeq lists its product as uncharacterized. The transcript has 3 exons. The record is from RefSeq and is a predicted model, not a curated record. Bases 163 to 618 code for a protein of 151 amino acids. NCBI's taxonomy places the organism in Eukaryota, Metazoa, Arthropoda, Arachnida, Scorpiones, Buthidae.
GGUGCUUUCCAUCUGCUAGAAUAGUAGUAAACGAGGUAACUCAGGUGAUGCUUCCACCCCUUCAAUAGAUGGUGAGUCCGCCCUAACUACAUAACAGCUGGAAAUUCGCGUCCACUUCGACUGGAAUGUCGAAAAAUAAAGCUCGAAUUAUUACCUGCUCGAAUGUCGUUGAUUGAUUACGAGCGAACUGAUUGUCCGCGAUUGUAUUCAUCCUUCAGAAAUUCGGCACUUCUUCAUGUAAUAAACUGUAUUAAUAAUGAAAGCUUUGAAGAGAAAGUAUCUCAUCUGAUAACGUUAUGGAAGUGUUUAGCCAAAUUUUCCAAUUAUUUACAAGAAAUUUCAGAACUGUAUCAGUUUGUCCUAAAGGAAAGUUCCUUAGUAAUCCUUUCAAGUCAGUGGUCCAAAAUAAAUAUAUCUAUGAAAAGAACAAUGGCAAAAAUGUUAAUUUAUGGCAGCCAUAUUCUAGGUCCUCGUAUCAAAGGAAGUGCACGCACGUGUGCUGCUUUAAUAAUGGCUAUUUAUGAUCCUUGGAAUGAACCAAUAUUAAAGAAAGCACUUUCUGACGAUAAUUUUCUUGAGGAGUUAGCUUGUAAGUAUAUUAUUUUUUAUUACAUAUAAGUAAUUGCUUGAGCUCAUUCAUCUUGAAAACUUGUAUUAUUUUUUAAAUUUAUUUUGAAAUUAUUAUUAUUAUUAUUAAUAUUAUUAUAAAAAGAAUUCCUUUUGCAUAUACAUGUUAACUCUAGGGAGAAAAACUAUUGUUUAGGCCAAGGUUAAAUGUCAGUUUAAGUUUUAUAGUUUAAAUGUUUCUAAAAAUUUUGUGUGUUAUCUUAAAAAUUUAAGAAAUUUCCUAUUGUACUGCAGAUUUUAAAAUUUUGGCUCUAGUUGAAUAUUUAGAUGCAGCAUUAAACUAAAAUUUUUUAAAAUGCAAAUGAUCUAAAUAAGUACUUGAAUAUUUUA